ACCGUAAUGCCAAUACAAUAAUGACUAGAACAAUCGGGUCUCUCCAGCAUCGUUGGUCUACAAUCCAAAAAUGUUGUAACAAAUGGAAGUCAUGUCUUGCUCAAGUUGCUCGCCAGCAUCCAAGUGGAGUCCCACUUCAAGAACAAGCCAACCUCGCCCAGGAGAGGUACAAGGCCAUGGAUCAGCAGAAGCAUAGGCCCUUUACCAUGCAACAUUGCUGGACAUUGCUGCAAAACAAUCAGAAGUGGAUAGACAGGGAGUUUGAAUGCCCACCAAAGAAGCCAAGGUCCAACUGUUCGUCUUCAGCAGAUUUUGAAGCUCGUGAGGAGGAUGAAGGGACUGAUGAAAUGAGCAAGAGGCCUGCAGGGAGGAAGAAGGAGAAAGAGAGGUUGAAGAAAGAUGCCGGUGGUGACAAGGAGGCGAUACAAAAGAUGAUCGAAUCAAAGGAGAGGCUUGCGAUUGACAAGGACUCAAGGUGGAUGGAAAUCAAGGCCAUUGAGGAGCGCAAAGUUGCAAUUGAAGAGCGCAAAGCAGCUGCGGAAGAGCGCAAGGUAGCAAACAAGGAAGAGAGACUAAGGCUCAAGGGUGAGAAGGCACGGGCUCAAGCAGCUGCGGAAGAGCGCAAAGCAGCUGCAAAGAAGAAGGACGAGGACCAAAAAAUCAUGUUCAUGGACACGAGUGCUCUUGAUGACACACAGAGGGCAUAGGUCGAGGCCAUGCGUGCUAAAAUUCUAGCUGAAAUACUAGGAGGUAGUGGAGGUGGGAGUGUCUAGUGCUU
Molecule: messenger RNA, 778 nt
Organism: Panicum virgatum (switchgrass)
Lineage: Eukaryota; Viridiplantae; Streptophyta; Magnoliopsida; Poales; Poaceae
Product: caldesmon-like
Exons: 2
Coding region: 21-707 (228 amino acids)
Source: RefSeq, a predicted model, not a curated record